GUACUUCUGUCUUUAUCAUAUAAAAGUACUUUGACAUGAAGCUGCUGUGGUGCGCAGUGGGCGCCAUCAUUCCAUUCCUCUCAGUCAAUGCGCUGAUCCCCGAGAACAAACAACAGUCAAUUCAACAGCCAGGCUCCGGUAUAGCUGGCCAUGAGAAGCUGGACGAUGUGAUAUCUGCUUCGCCCUUACUAUCAUUACACAGAGCCAUCUGCGAGGUCGAGUCAAUCUCCCACAAUGAGCUAGCUGUUGGGAAACUGGUCGUCUCGAUCCUGGAAGCUCACAACUUCACCGUGAAGACCCAAGGCGUUCCCCAACCGGAAGAAACGAACAGCACGAAACCACGUUACAAUAUCUACGCCUACCCGGACCCAUCAAAAUACUCUGGGAUUGAGCUCGAUUCUAUCCCGUCUCCCAAAGUGGUGCUAAGUUCUCACAUCGACACGGUGCCGCCUCACAUUCCGUACUCAUUGUCCCUGCCGGCGGCAGCAGCCAGGUCGGCGAAGACGAGAGAGGACAUAUUGAUAUCCGGUCGGGGCACCGUCGACGACAAAGCUUGUGUGGCGGUCCAGAUCCAGACCUUGCUCGAUCUGCUGGCUGAUCCCGAGACCAAACUCGACCCGUCGGACGUGGCGUUGCUCUUUGUCGUCGGCGAGGAGACGCACGGCGACGGGAUGAGACGUUUCUCGGCGUCGGACCUGUACGAGCAGACCAACGCCAACUACAAGGCUAUCCUGUUUGGCGAACCCACAGAGGGCAAACUCGCGACCGGGCACAAGGGGAUCUCCAUGGUCAAGAUCAAAGCCCACGGCAAGGCCGCACACUCGGGGUACCCCUGGCUCGGGCGCAGUGCGAACAGCAUGAUCCUACCCGCCUUGGUCGCGCUCGACGGGCUGGGUGACAUUCCCGAGGACGUCGGUGGCCUGCCCAGGAGCGGAAAGUACGGCAAGAGCACGGUCAACGUGGGGUUGAUGCAGGGCGGUGUCGCGGGCAACGUCGUGGCGGAAUACGCAGAGGCAUCCAUCACGUUCAGACUCGCCGGAGGCGAUGCCGACGAGGUCAAGGAACUAGUCACGGAGGCGGUUCGGCGGGUCGACCCAGAUCGGCUGUUGGAGCUCGACUUUGCUCAAGGGUAUGGCCCGGUCGAGCUGGAUGGUGACGACGUCGACGGGUUCGACACCAUCACCGUGAACUACGGUACGGACAUACCGAACUUGAAGGUCGCAGAGGGCGUGAAGAGAUAUCUGUACGGACCAGGUAGUAUCUUGGUCGCCCACGGAGAGAAUGAAGGCUUGACUGUCGGGGAUCUGGAGGAGGCCUUGGACGGGUACAAGACCUUACUACUGCGUUCACUCUAACCACGACCCAUCGGCGCCAUGAGCAAAUUCUGAAUAUAGAUCAUUGGCGAAAGAGAUGAAGGAAUCGCAAUGAUGAUACAUCUUGGAAGAAUUUACCUGUUGUGCAGUACUCGGGGAAAUGUUUUCAACGUCGCAACAUUAUUGAGAGGUCCAACGAUUCAAGCGGCCAACACCGAUGACUUGCCUCGUACCGGUAUGUACUCCGUACUGUAAUUGCCAAGACACACACUCAACCACAC
This is a messenger RNA of Exophiala oligosperma, 1594 nucleotides long. RefSeq lists its product as uncharacterized. NCBI's taxonomy places the organism in Eukaryota, Fungi, Ascomycota, Eurotiomycetes, Chaetothyriales, Herpotrichiellaceae. Bases 36 to 1355 code for a protein of 439 amino acids. The record is from RefSeq and is a predicted model, not a curated record. The transcript has a single exon. Gene Ontology annotation, molecular function: hydrolase activity.